This is a messenger RNA of Sphaerulina musiva SO2202, 324 nucleotides long. RefSeq lists its product as uncharacterized. The record is from RefSeq and is a predicted model, not a curated record. The transcript has a single exon. Bases 1 to 324 code for a protein of 107 amino acids. NCBI's taxonomy places the organism in Eukaryota, Fungi, Ascomycota, Dothideomycetes, Mycosphaerellales, Mycosphaerellaceae.
AUGACCCCUUCUCCCUCCGAAAUCCUCCUCGACCUCGACCUCGUCGUCCUCGCCCUCGCCCUCGCCCUCACCGUCACCUUCGCCGUCGCCGUCGUCGCCGUCUCCCGUCCUCCCGUUUCUGUGUGUCGCAGCAUCCGCGUCGCCAUUCUUGUAGCACCACCCACAAACGCUGUCGCAUUCCGGACCUCGACUUCCAAACGGUUGGUAAGGUACUUUGCUAGCUUAGUCUACCAUGCCAUGCUCCCCGUCCCGCCGCGCUACACGGACACCGGUAAGUAUAGGACGAAUCGGAACAUGUUUAUACAAUCAACCGGCGUGAAGUAA